Messenger RNA from Salvia splendens (bonfire salvia), 471 nucleotides. RefSeq lists its product as uncharacterized. The transcript is spliced from 3 exons. Bases 1 to 471 code for a protein of 156 amino acids. NCBI's taxonomy places the organism in Eukaryota, Viridiplantae, Streptophyta, Magnoliopsida, Lamiales, Lamiaceae. Gene Ontology annotation, molecular function: nucleic acid binding. The record is from RefSeq and is a predicted model, not a curated record.
AUGGAGGCGCUCAUGAAGAAAUACGGGGUACAUCACAGACUUUCCACUUUGUAUCAUCUGCAAAGCAACGGUCAAGCAGAAAUCUCUAACAGAGAGAUCAAAGGAAUUUUGGAAAAGACUGUCAAUCCGUCGAGGAAGGAUUGGAGCAGAAGGCUAGAUGAUGCGCUCUGGGCCUAUCGCACUGCGUUUAAAACCCCCAUUGGUAUGUCGCCGUAUAGAGUGGAGUUUGGAAAAAUGUGCCACCUUCGUGUUGGGAUAGAGCACAAGGCCUAUUGGGCAGUCAGAGAAAUGAACAUAAAGCCGAAAGGGAGCACUUACACGGCUGUUAAACCGUUGAAUCACGAGGCCGAGCCAGCCCAAGGCCAGGAGGGAUACUGCAAAACCACCACCACCAAGAGGAGCACCCCAGAAACCUGGUCCCCGCAGGGGCCAGGGCUAGAAUUGAUCCACCCCCAGAGUAACCAACUUUAG